Molecule: messenger RNA, 2127 nt
Organism: Mesorhabditis belari
Lineage: Eukaryota; Metazoa; Nematoda; Chromadorea; Rhabditida; Rhabditidae
Source: the annotation of a GenBank genome assembly
AUGGCCCCAUUCAAUCGAAUCCUUUCGUUGGCCGAUGUCCAGAAAAGGAUUCACCAAUUUGAGGAACAGCUUAAAAAACUCGGAACCGAAUCGCAAAGUCAGCCCAAAGCUACUAUCGUUCGGCGAGUCGUUGAUCUAGUAAAACAAUUGGACGACUAUCUGCAAAAAGUGGAAGCGAUCCCACUCAGAAGUCUCGAGCAACAAGAACAAAAACAACAAGCACUACAAGCACUUCAGAAUUUCAAGACAAGAGCUCAAUCGCUCUGUGGCGGAAUCGAGAUCAAAGCUCGUCCCACAAGCUCAUCCUCAACUACUCAAGUAGUUCAACAAGUUCCUCCAAAAGGAGAGCUGAAGCCACCGGAGAGGCCAAAAAGUGGAGUGCUGAGACGCGGCAGUGUUAUGUAUAAUGAAGAGGAAUCAAGUUCGACUGAUGACGAACGCAAAUCAGAGGAGAGAGAUCAAAAAUUAGCCGCUUUACAUGAAACGAGAGCGAUGAGCGAUGAAGAAUUUGAUGACUCUGAAGAGGAAGAUAAAGAAGAGAUUGAAAGAAGUGAACAAGACAAUGAAAUUACACAAAACUCAAAUGCAAGAAUCGGCUCUCCACGAUCUCCAAGAUCUCCAAGAAACGAUCACCAGAAAGAGUUAAAUGUUGUGGAGGGGAAUCGUUUCUUCGCACUCGCCGAUUGGCAAGCUGAAGAGUCCGACGAUCUCUCGAUAAAAAAAGGCGAUCUAUUGAAAGUGAUUGAGACGAGAGUUGACGGUUGGUGGAAAGCACAAAACACGAUGGGUGAAGAGGGAAUGGUCCCAAAGACAUUUCUCAAGCAUUUCGAUCCACUUGAAACUCCACCACAUGAACAUUUACAGCAAUCUGUACAAGAGAGAAGAAUUCAAGAACAAUCGAAUCAGCCUCAACAGUCACUGAUCAUUCCACAACCAUUCAUUCAUCAAACGACUACACAAAACAUCCAACAAAUACCACCAAUGCAAUUUAGCCUCACUCCAACCGUUUCUUGUCUUGGUGAUGCUCUCUCUAGCGAUCAUCAUCUCACCGCUGCUUGUCAUUUGGCUCCAAGGCUAAGCGAGUCGAAUUUAGCUUUUCAUGAUUUGUAUUGGAAUUUCAAAGAUGAUAAGCUCCGAAAACGCUAUGUUCGCGUUUCAAAACUCGUUCGACUCAUUCGCGUCGAAGGAAUGGAAAAUCGACAAAGCGCGCAAGCGAAUCUGCUAAGAAUUGCACUUUUCGACUUGUCAAGAAGAACGGGAAGGCAAAUUGUCAGCAAUGUGCACACAAUUUGCGCUAAUAACGAAGCCGGCAAUUGGACUUUUUCGACAAAAAUUGACAGCACAUUAGAUGUUUUCCAUUUCUCUGAUGUACUUAUUCGAUCGAACUAUCAACAAUCGAACAUCGUACUCGUCAUUGAAGCGUCGAUUAUUGAGGAUCAAUCAGGAUUUCCAAGAGAAAUCUCUCUGGGUGUCGCCAAGUUGCCUCUGCUCUCCGAUCAAGGUGUUGUUCGUCUCACGAAUAGAACCUACACUGAAAUGUUGAUUCGAGAAAAUCUCUUUGAUCGAACGAAUCCAGGUAUUAAAACGAACUUCCGUCUAGUGUUUAAAGUGAUGGAUGUGCCGACGGAUUUGGUGCAAUACGUUGAUUCCCUCCCUGACAUUCUUCUCUUUCAACCGCCAUUUGCUCGAUUGGCUUUCUUUUAUCGACGACGCCUUGCCGAAGCUUUAAUCAGGGAUAAAGAGAAUCCAGUUUCAUCAGAGCUUCUCUACGAUCCAUUUCUUGCCUCUUUUCCUCGAGCUUUUGAUCAACCGGAUCUCCUCGACUAUUGUAGAAAAACAUUUCAGCAUAAACUCAAACAAAUUGUAAAGAGAUCAGAAUCCGAGCAAGCAGCCGAAUUCUAUUCUUAUUUCAUGCUAACCGUUUUCACUCUCAUUGACACCUCAAUGAUGCCGCCAUUCUCCGCUUGGGAUUCAAGGAUUAUAAAUGCAAGAAGAUCUCUUAUGGAAAAGCAUGCGUCAUCCGUUUUAGAGCACAAAGGAAAUGUCCAAUUCUUACUCUCAAAUCCUUUUCGUCCGCUUGACAUCUUUGCGUACACUGUAGAUUUAACUGGACAACAUGCUAUUGAU